Messenger RNA from Sarcophilus harrisii (Tasmanian devil), 3317 nucleotides. It is a transcript of the gene RNF112, whose product is annotated as ring finger protein 112. The coding region runs from base 144 to 1970 and encodes 608 amino acids. The record is from RefSeq and is a predicted model, not a curated record. The transcript has 14 exons. NCBI's taxonomy places the organism in Eukaryota, Metazoa, Chordata, Mammalia, Dasyuromorphia, Dasyuridae. Gene Ontology annotation, biological process: endoplasmic reticulum organization; protein ubiquitination; protein homooligomerization. Gene Ontology annotation, molecular function: ubiquitin-protein transferase activity; GTP binding; GTPase activity.
UAAAGACUCCUCCUCCAAGAUAGCCUACAGUACUUUCAUUUUCCAGCUUGAACAGAAACUGAUUGAAGACCGAAGUGAAAUCCUCCACUGUUUGCUUUCUCAGUGAAGGUACAUCCUUAGGCAGGACAUAAAAAUUCUUCUUGAUGGAAAACAGAAACGACCAUUUAUCCAGCUCCCUUCCAGGAAGCCCCUCACUAAGAACUUCAAUUGACACACUGGAUCUACUGACGUCUGAUCUUACGUGCUCCAUUUGCUGGGAGUUGUUCCGGGAUCCUGUUUCUCUUGAAUGUGGCCACAACUUCUGUGCUCAAUGCAUCACCUGUCAUUGGGCCUCCCGAGUUCCAGGUUCUCAACCACCUUGCUGCCCUGUGUGCCGGAUGAGAUGUGAUAGGAGGCGGCUAGUUCCAGACACUCGACUCCGCAGUUUGACAGAAAACAUGAACCUUCUUCAGCAGAAUGCAGGCUCAAACCAGAAACUCUAUGAUGGUCACAGUACAGAGGCAAAGCCUCUGCAACUGGUUCGGACCAACUCCAGGAUGGAUUUCACCCUCUGUCUAGAGUCUCUGACUCAAUGUUUGAAUCACCCUCAAGCUAAGGACAAUCCAGUCUGUAUCAUCUCUGUCCUGGGGGAACAGAGAACAGGAAAGUCUUUCCUUCUCAACUAUCUAAUUAGCGGAAUGCAAGGUCUGGAAGCCAAGGAUCUCCAGUGGAUGAAAAGUAGAAGAGCUUUACAGAAGUUCCAGUGUGAACCAGGAGCUGAAAGCAUCACCAAGGGCCUGUGGAUAUGGAGCCAGCCAUUUGUUCUGGAGAAGGAGGGGAUGAAAGUGGCUGUGUUUCUUGUGGAUUCAGAAGGGUCCAUAAGUAUAGAACAGGACAAGGAAAUGAAUGCCAAACUCAUAGCCCUCAGCAUGCUGCUUAGCUCUCAUCAGAUUCUCAAUGUUUCUCGGUUGCUGAAGGAUACUGAUCUGGAAUAUCUGGAGAUGUUCCUCCACAUUGCUGAAGAGAUAGGAGAAUAUUUUAAGAUGGAACCAAUACAGCAUCUGGAUCUCUUAGUUCGUGACUGGUUUCACCCAGCUACAUUUGGAAAGGAGGCAGGCCAAAAACACAUGAUUGGUGUGUUCCAGAAAAUUUCUGGUAGAUAUCCCAGAAUUCAGAAGAGUUUUAAGAACAAGCAAGUGUGCUGCUAUCUUUUGCCAUUUCCCGGGAUAAAAGUGGCAAGCGGAGGCAAUGGAGAUCCAGAAGACAUGGAUCCCAAUUUCUGUCACUAUCUACAUGACUACAUCACAGGUGUUUGCAGUUCAGCCACCCAGCAUCUAAAAAAGUAUUCAGAUGGACAUAUUCUCACUGGAAGGGAAUUAGCUGAGAACAUUACGAAACUCUUCAACCUCUUAAAGAAGACAGAAUUCGGAUUCUCUUCCUCAUAUGAUUCGGUAGUAACUCAACUCCAUGAUAUGAAGGAGAUUGAAGCUGCUAAAAAAGAGUUGGAGAAGUUUGUUGAAGAACAGGAUUCUUCCACAAAGCCCAUGCUUGCUUCUAUAAAUACUCUUCCUACAACGAUGUGGAAACGCCUCUCAACUAAGAAAAAUACAAUCUUGGAUCAUCUCAAAGAAACUUUGAAAAGCCCAGGAAAGAGUCAAGUUUUGAAAAACUUUGAGGAAGAGAUGCAGAAGAAAGUCAAGGACUUCCAGGAUUCCUAUAAAAAGCGUUUCUGUGGGCAUACUACUGCCCUGGGUGGGCUUGUGGGGGCUGGAAUCCUGGCACUGGCUGGUGGUAUAGUGGGAAUUGGUGUGGCAGCCAGUGUUUUGAGUGUAGAGGCUGCAGCUCUGGCCACGGGAGCCACAGUUGGUGCCACAGUGGCUGGGGGUGGCAUAGGGGCUGGCAUUGGGGCUGCUGUGGGUAAGGCCGAGGGUAGGGGAGCAGUUCCUGAAGAGGAAGAGGAAAAUCUUCUUUUCAAAGAUGAUGAAGAAUGAACCCUGAAAACCAGGUAGAAAAAAGGAGGGAGCGGGAGAGGGCAAUGCAGUAUCUUGUUUAAUAGGAUUAGGGAAAUGGGAUGGUAUCUAGGGUACUUUUGGGUAUUUGAAUCAGCAAAUAAGAAGUGGACCCAGAUUUAAUGAUAUAGUAGGAUGAAGUAGUGCUUAGACCACAUAGGAUAAGAUGGUUUUAGGGCCCAUUUCAUGAUCUGUUACUGAUUUUAUGACGUCUAGAUUCGAUCUUCCUUGGUCUCCCCUCCUAUUAUUUACUGAUAAUUGAUCCUUCCCCCUCCAAACUCUCUGUUCCCAUCUCAGGAGGCAAUGAGUUCACCUGUGCUCAUAAACUGACCACAGAACAUUGUCCUGUAUCAGCUUCACUCCCUGAGGCCAGAUAGGUCUAGACCUGAAACAGGAGUGUAUGAAUGGUCCACCUGGCAUCCAGCCUGCACUUGGUCUGAUCUGAAUGAUUCCUAAAAGUACAAGACAGAGCCUAGACCCCAAAUCCCAGGGAAAUUUACUGAUCACAGCUGGCCUAGAUCAGAUAAAAUCCCCAAUCUAAAUUUCAUUGCUGAGGGAUUAGGGAAUCUAUAGCAUUUAGCUCACUGAAGAGUGAAUGAAAGCUACAAUGGACUAAAGUGGGAUGUCUAUUGAAGAGAGAGGAAGGACAAAAAUAUUGGGCCAAAUUAUAGAGAGAGGGUCCCUCCUCCUAUAUAGUAACUGCCAGAGGAUGGUUCCAGCUCCUUCUCUUUGGCACUAAAGUAGCACAUAGGGAGGCUAAAAUCCCUGGCUUCAAAUCCCAUUUUUAUCGUUAAUCAACUAUGUGACCUUGAACAAAGCUCUUUAUUUUUCUCAUCUGACAAAUGAGGAUCCCUGUCUUAUCUGCUUCACAAAAUUAUUGUGAAAAGCAAAUGUGAAAGAGCUUUAUAAACUGUAGCAUUCUAGGGAAGUGUCAAAUCCACUUUGGUGGAUUUUUCAGGUUGGAGUUAAUUCAAUUAAGAACAAUAGCUAUUGGCCAAUAUUAGAGAUUAAAGAAUAAUGGCCUGGGUUUUGAUCUGCAAGGAAUUGAUAAGUAAUUUGUGUGCUAAAUAUAAAUAGAAGCAAAAUGAUAUAGUAGGGGGAAAAGAUGGCUUUGCAUUCAAGAGAUCUGAGAUCGAAUUCCACUUCUGAUACUUAUCUGUAAUUUUAGCAAGAGUUAUUUGACUUCCCUAAAUUUUCUUAAUAGUAAAAUUAAGAGAUUGGGAUAGAUGGCUUUCUAAGAUUCCUUCCAACUCUAAAUCUUUUAUUCUAUAUUCAAUAUUGAACUGGAUGUCUAUGAUAUGAAUGAAUAAAUUUAAAAGUAGUACUUAC